GGCUCGGGCGGAGCUGAAGUUUGGGAGCCGCCGCCGCCUCCGGCUCUCCGCUCGCAGCCCCGAUGCUCCCGCAGCAUCCGCCUGCGCGGCGCCGGGCGCUCCCCCGCCCCUGCGGCCCCGACCCGCACUUCUGCCCCGGCUCGCACGUUCCUUAGCUGCAGAAUUGCUCUCGCACGGCUCCGCGGUCAACGAACAAAGCAAAAGCAGCGAGCCCCCCAAAAAAGCUCUGGGGUCGCACCAGGAGCUGAAAAGCGCAGCAGCCCAGCCGUGCCCGUGGCAGUGCCAGCUGGCCCCAUCCGCUGACUGUGCAAAUGGUGAUUUUUGCAUCCUUCAUCCCACCCUGCCACCUGGGGCUGGUACCCCAGUGCUGCUGAGAGCCGCUGCCUUGUCUCAGCUGAGGCAAGCGGGUUUCCCCAAGUGCCAGACCGAAGAGUGACAGCUUCUUCAGCUGAAGAUGUCCAAUAAUGGUAUUGAAACAGAAGACAAACCUCCUGCCCCGCCAAUGAGAAACACCAGCACUAUGAUCGGAUCUGGAAGCAAAGACACCGGCUCUUUAAACCACGGCUCGAAGCCUUUGCCUCCCAAUCCUGAAGAAAAGAAAAAGAGAGACCGAUUUUACCGAUCAAUCUUACCAGGAGAUAAAACCAAUAAGAAGAAGGAGAAAGAACGACCGGAGAUAUCCCUCCCUUCAGAUUUCGAGCACACGAUUCACGUUGGGUUUGAUGCUGUCACGGGUGAAUUCACGGGUAUGCCAGAGCAAUGGGCUCGGUUACUGCAGACAUCAAACAUCACCAAAUUGGAGCAGAAGAAAAAUCCCCAAGCCGUGCUCGAUGUGCUGGAAUUUUACAACUCCAAGAAGAUCUCCAACAGCCAGAAGUACAUGAGUUUCACAGAUAAAUCUGCAGAGGAUUAUAAUUCAUCAAAUACAGUGAACGUGAAGGCGAGUGUGUCCGAGACCCCUGCGGUACCACCAGUUUCAGAAGAUGAAGAUGAUGAGGAUGAUGCUGCUCCGCCCCCAGUAAUAGCUCCACGCCCCGAGCACACAAAAUCGAUAUACACUCGCUCCGUGAUAGAACCCCUUCCUCCACCUCCCACCAGAGAUGUGGCCACCUCUCCAAUCUCCUCGCCCUCUGAAAACAGCACGACCCCGCCUGACACGCAGACGAGGAACGCAGAGAAACAGAAGAAAAAACCAAAAAUGUCAGAUGAAGAGAUCCUGGAAAAAUUAAGAAGCAUCGUGAGCGUGGGUGACCCCAAGAAGAAAUACACACGCUUUGAAAAGAUUGGACAAGGAGCCUCAGGCACAGUUUAUACUGCAAUGGAUGUAGCUACGGGACAGGAGGUUGCAAUCAAACAGAUGAAUUUGCAGCAGCAGCCCAAGAAAGAGCUGAUCAUCAAUGAAAUCCUCGUCAUGAGGGAAAAUAAAAACCCCAACAUUGUCAACUACCUGGACAGUUACCUUGUAGGAGAUGAGCUGUGGGUAGUUAUGGAGUAUUUGGCAGGAGGCUCCCUCACAGAUGUUGUAACGGAGACCUGCAUGGAUGAAGGACAAAUCGCAGCAGUGUGCCGAGAGUGUCUUCAGGCUCUGGAAUUCCUGCAUUCAAGUCAAGUCAUUCACCGAGACAUCAAAAGCGACAACAUACUGCUUGGCAUGGAUGGCUCUGUCAAACUAACCGACUUUGGCUUCUGUGCUCAGAUUACCCCAGAGCAGAGCAAGCGCAGCACGAUGGUGGGAACACCGUACUGGAUGGCUCCUGAGGUGGUGACGCGGAAAGCUUAUGGCCCCAAAGUGGACAUCUGGUCUCUGGGCAUCAUGGCUAUCGAAAUGAUCGAGGGCGAGCCCCCGUAUCUCAACGAGAACCCGCUGAGAGCCCUGUAUCUCAUCGCUACCAAUGGCACCCCAGAGCUGCAGAACCCAGAAAAGCUGUCGCCCAUAUUCAGAGACUUCCUGAACCGUUGCCUGGAGAUGGAUGUGGAGAAGAGGGGCUCUGCUAAAGAGCUGCUGCAGCACCAAUUCCUGAAGAUUGCAAAACCCCUCGCUAGUCUGACGCCUCUGAUUACUGCAGCAAAGGAGGCAGCCAAGAACAACCAUUAGAACAAAAUCCUUGUAGUCAUCGUGCCAAGCCUGUUAGAAGUUCAUUUCAAAGACUGAAUAUUUGCCCUCCUCCUUCUUCAGGGUGCACAAGACUUUUUGGCCCUGUGAGAACGGCUGGCAGAAGUAGUAUUUGUUGAAUGUUAAAGGGAUACGUGAUGGGGACGUUGUUGAUCUUAAGUAGCAAAUCAUCUUUCCUCCCUCUUGCUGGGAAAAGAAUAUUUUGUAUUGACAGGUUGUCAUGAAAACCUCUGAGCCUGACCUGACACGUAGCACAGCCAGUUUGUUUUCCUAUCUCUUAAUGUGUUUUAUUUUUGAAAAACUAAUGUGGAGCCUUAGACCAUGUUUAUUUUAAUAAAUUAAAAUCUCUUGCUGGCUGGACUUCCCUCGCCUCUACCAAGCUCUGUUGUUCCACUACUGAGACUCCUGCAUGCUUUGGAUUACUUGAAUGAUGGAGCAGCCAGCAGAAACGGGAAUAGCUUUAGUCAUUGAAGGGGAUGCCAGAGCAUGCAACGCCCAGAUGCUGCUUCGUCCUGUCGGACACACCUGGAAGAGAGCUGAAAUAGUUUGAUAAGGCUUCCUGCUGCCACUGGAAGAUUUCAGUCAGGGGUGGCUUGUGUGCCAUGUCUUGUAAAUCAGCUUCUCAAUUACAUUAUCAUCUUUCAGUUCUCAUCUCUGGGCCUGUAGACUCCGGUGCUCAGUGCUACCAGCUAAUCGAUUGUUUCCGAAACUAAACUUGCUGGCAAGCUACGGGAGACUGUGCCAAAGAAUGGGGCAGAGCUGCUUUAAAAUGACUUUAUUUGUAUAGCAAGGUUUGGUAGAGCAUUGCCCUAGCUUGUAAAACAGUAAUACACUGGUUGCCAUGAUAAAGUCAACAUUUGCCUGCAGUUACCAUAUGGUGAUACUUGAGAAAGUAUUAUUUGGUAGGCCCAGGAGAAACAGCCUUAUCUUGGAGGCUGCUGCCAUUAAGUACCCAUGAGGACCGUUUCUGAAGUGAGGGAGGGCCUCGUUGUCUUCAGCUGGAGGACUGAAAGGGUGAAAUCCUCUGGCUGCCACAGUUUGUAAAGUAUCUGGUGACCUGGCUCUGCAUCUGAGUGGAGAAAUCUGUGUCCUGGGCUACAUUCAGCUGUACAUUGGUUUUAAUAAAACGAUUGCUGCAUUUCUUAAUGUGGGAGACGUGAAGGGUUCACUU
Molecule: messenger RNA, 3284 nt
Organism: Alligator sinensis (Chinese alligator)
Lineage: Eukaryota; Metazoa; Chordata; Crocodylia; Alligatoridae
Gene: PAK1
Product: p21 (RAC1) activated kinase 1
Exons: 15
Coding region: 455-2095 (546 amino acids)
Biological process (GO): intracellular signal transduction; regulation of axonogenesis; regulation of actin cytoskeleton organization
Cellular component (GO): cytoplasm
Molecular function (GO): ATP binding; protein serine/threonine kinase activity
Source: RefSeq, a predicted model, not a curated record